AUGACCCUGAACGGGCAGCGCGGGGGCCGGAGCCCGGUGCACCGGAGGGCCAGCAGCCCGCUGCCGCUGCUGCCCCAGACGUGGGCCGGGGCGCCGGGCGCGAGGCCGCGGGCCGAGGCCGGAUGCCCCCAGCUCGGGCCGUGCCCGUGCCCCGAGGCGGGCGGCAGGGCUGCGGGGUGCCGCGGCAGCUGGUCCUCCGACUCGUCCGGCUCCGCGGGCGCCCGGGAGCCCCCGUACCGCGUGGUGCUGCUGGGCGACCCCGGCGUGGGCAAGACCAGCCUGGUCCAGCUCUUGGCUGGCGUGCAGGAGCGGGACCCGCCGGAGCAGCGCGGAGCUGGGUGCCCCGACGCGUACGAGCGCACGCUGUGCAUGGACGGCGAGGAGACUGCGCUGCUCGUGACGGACCCCUGGGAGCCGGAGAGGCGGGGCGAGGAGAGCCGUCCCGGCGGCCGGUGCCUGCAGGCCAGGAACGCCUACGUCGUCGUCUACUCCAUCAUGGACCAGGGCAGCUUCGAGAGCGUCUCCAAGCUGCGCGUCCAGCUGCGCCGCGGCCGGCGGGCCCAGGACGUCCCCAUCAUCCUGGUGGGCAACAAGACCGACCUGGCGCGCUGCCGGGAGGUCUCGGUGGAAGAGGGCCGUGCCUGCGCCACGGUCUUCGGCUGCAAGUGCCUCGAGACGUCGGCGGUGCUGCAGCACAACAUGGCUGAGCUCUUCGAGGGGGUGGUGCGGCAGAUCCGCCUGCGCCGGGGGGGCGGCGGGCGCCCCACAGCCGCCCCCCCAUGCAAGGGGAGCCUGGCAGCGCGGGCCCGGUGCUUCCUCGACAGGCUGGUCACCGGGAACGGCAGGAAAGCGGCGCUCAGGGUCUGCUCCAAGUCCUGCCACAACCUGUCCGUGCUGUGA
Molecule: messenger RNA, 900 nt
Organism: Dromaius novaehollandiae (emu)
Lineage: Eukaryota; Metazoa; Chordata; Aves; Casuariiformes; Dromaiidae
Gene: REM1
Product: RRAD and GEM like GTPase 1
Exons: 4
Coding region: 1-900 (299 amino acids)
Biological process (GO): negative regulation of high voltage-gated calcium channel activity
Cellular component (GO): plasma membrane
Molecular function (GO): calcium channel regulator activity; GTPase activity; GTP binding
Source: RefSeq, a predicted model, not a curated record